UAAUCCGACGUUUUGAAUCGAGGCAGGGGCUCGCCGGUAAAAUCCGCACGGCUCACGGUUUUAGAUAAUAAAUGUCUGACAUUCAUAUUCUUGAUUACUGAGCGUUUUUCAUGACAGCCCCGAACACCCUGCACGUAGCCUAUAAACGGCACGUGCUGGUCCAUCCCCACUCGUCGUCACUGUCAGUUUCCCUCUCGGUCAAACUGGCAGGCGAAAGGAAGGCGGACAGCAUAUCCAUUCAGAUACCCUUCAUGCUGAAUUUUAUCAAGGUCAAUUAAUGACCACGGGCCAUAACUUUGAUGGGCCACGACACGCGCACAGGGAAAACGGGCUGAAUUCAGGGAACUCAUAAGUGGUCCUCCCUUUUUUGUUUAAUUACGCAGGUUUUUCGGCGCACAACUUACCUUUCAAAACCGGUACAUGUGCCUCUAUCCAGGUAACCACGUGACAGCUGUCUAUGCAGCUGAUAAUUGGGGGGGUGGAGGGGACGUCGGUGCUGAUUGCUAUUUCACUUCAGGGCGAGCCACUCGUGCCCGGCCAGGACGCCGGCUAUCCUCGCUGCCCCCCCAUUUUCCCCGGCGUUUCACGCCUCUCCACGGGCGUGACGCCCCUGCACCUUUAAGGCAGCUCAGGAGAAAAAGCAGCCGCAAAGAAGGAGAGGUCCUUUUCGUGAUGCUGUGAGGGGAGGAGAGCGCUAGCGCGGGGACCAGCGGGCGAAGAUGCGUCUGCUUGUUGCUUUCUGGAAGGAGAGAGGUGGCCAUGAGGAUUUAAAUCAGGGGCACAACAAUUUUAGCUGCUAUUCCACAUUAUCUGGACAGGACAAUUAUUUUUUUUACUUUGCCCUUUUUUCAUGAAACAGAACUGACCGUUAACAACUGUUUUUUUAAACCACAACAGAUUUUUUCCCCCACUAUUUUUUGAUAAUUUAAAACAGGUCUUUAUUAUAAUAAUAAUUAUUAUCAUUACUAUUGUUAUUAUUAUUAUUUUCUCCAAAGACAGUACCACCUGUACGUAUCUCAGUGAAUGUCCGGCUACUCAUCAACGUCGCACCUGGGAUCUGAAUCCGGCAGGCGAGAAUCCAAUGCGGCUGUGAGCGGCAGCGCAUCGCCCUGACCGAAGCGCAAAGGCAAGAGCAACAAGGCACGGAUGCUCAGGGAGAAAAUGUAAAGCCGUUUAUUCCAUCGCCCAGCGACAGCGAAGAAAGAAUAAGGAAGAGCGAAGGAGAAAGUGCGCAGUCCGAAGAAAUAAGACGCGUAGUUUGCGGACUGAACGGAGCGGGGAAUGAGGAUAUUGGCGAUCACCUUUUUCCAGUGCAUCCUGAAUGUCCUCAGUGAAGACCUGAGCUCCAGCCUGUACUUCGUCAAUGCAUCUCUGCAAGAGGUGGUGUUUGCCAGCACCGCGGGGACGCUGGUGUCGUGCCCCGCUGCCGGCGUGCCGCCCACCGCCCUGCGCUGGCACCUGGCCUCCACGGGCGAGGAGAUCUACGACGUGCCGGGCAUCCGCAUCGUGCACCCCAAUGGCUCCCUGCAGAUCUUCCCCUUCCCCCCGUCCAGUUUCAGCACACUGAUCCACGACGACACCUACUACUGCACGGCCGAGAACCCUUCCGGAAAGAUCCGCAGCCAGGAUGUGCACAUCAAGGCGGUUCUACGGGAGCCCUACACAGUGCGCGUCGAGGACCAGAGAACCAUGAGAGGCAACAUUGCUGUCUUCAAGUGCAUUAUCCCCUCUUCCGUUGAGGCCUACGUCGCCGUGGUCUCAUGGGAGAAGGACACCGUCUCUCUCACCUCAGGAUCUAGAUUUCUCAUCACCUCCACUGGGGCCUUGUACAUUUUAGACGUGCAGAAUGAGGAUGGCUUGUACAACUACCGCUGCGUCACACGCCAUCGCUACACGGGCGAGACACGGCAGAGCAACAGCGCGCGUCUUUUUGUGUCAGAUCCAACGAACUCUGAACCGAUGAUCCUGGACGGCUUUGAGCAGCGUGAGGUGAUGGCCUCCCAUCGCGUGGAGCUUCCCUGCAAGGCGCUAGGUCACCCUGCACCCAAGUACCGCUGGCUGAAAGAUGGCAGGCCACUGGAACCGGACAGCCGCUUCCGGCAGGGCGUGACAGGCCUCCUGAUUGAGAGCGCUCAGCCUGGUGAUGCCGGGAGCUACGUCUGUGAGGUCUGGAACAGCUACGGCAAUGCUGAGGUCGCCGGCCGGUUGUUGGUCACACAGCCGUUGAAGGCAGUUGUGAGUCCACGCAAAGUGAAAGGCAGUGUGGGCAGUCAGGUGUCACUGUCCUGCACGGUGAGCGGCUCUGAUGACUACGAGAUCUCCUGGUACCGCAACGGCGAGGUGGUCCACCCAGGCAGCGGCGUGCGCAUCACUGGCGACAACCGUGAGACUUUGGUGGUGGAGGCCAUGAGCAAGAGCGACGGGGGCGCCUACCAGUGUUUUGCCAGGAAAGCCAAGAUGUCCGCCCAGGACUUUGUGCAGGUGGUUCUAGAAGAUGGCACCCCGAAGAUCCUCUCUUCCUUCAGUGAGAAGGUAGUGAGCCCCAGCGAGUCUGUAUCCCUGGUGUGCCUCGUGAAGGGAACCCCACUGCCCACUGUCACCUGGACCCUGGAUGAGGAGCCCGUGGCGCGGGACGGCGGGCGCCGCGUGGGCCAGACCGUCACCACCGAGGGUCACGUGCUGAGCUAUCUGAACAUCUCACAGGCCCAAGUGCGUGAUGGCGGCGUCUACCGCUGCACCUGCAACAACUCGGCCGGAGUGGUCACCUACCAGGCUCGAAUAAACGUAAGAGGCCCAGCCAGCAUCCGUCCAAUGAAGAACCUGACAGCCAUAGCUGGGCGGGACACCUACAUUCACUGCCGUGUCAUUGGCUACCCGUACUACUCCAUCAAGUGGUACAAGAACUCCAACCUGCUGCCCUUCAACCACCGGCAGCGGGCCUUCGAGAACAACGGCACGCUGAAGCUGUCCGACGUGCAGAAGGAUACCGAUGAGGGCGAGUACACCUGCAACGUGUUGGUCCAGCCCCAACUGUCCACCAGCCAAAGUGUGCAUGUCAAGGUCAAAGUGCCGCCCUUCAUCCAGCCCUUUGAGUUCCCACGCUUCUCCAUCGGCCAGCGGGUCUUCAUCCCCUGCGUGGUGGUGUCCGGCGACCUGCCCAUCUUCAUCACCUGGCAGAAGGACGGCCGCCCCAUCCCGGCCAGCCUGGGCGUCACCAUCGACAACAUCGACUUCACCAGCUCGCUGCGCAUCUCCAACCUCUCGCUCGUGCACAACGGCAACUACACCUGCAUCGCCCGCAAUGAAGCGGCGGCGGUGGAGCAUCAGAGCCAGCUCAUUGUCAGGGUUCCCCCUCGGUUCGUCGUGCAGCCUCGCGACCAAGACGGCAUUUACGGCAAGGCUGUCACGCUGAACUGCUCGGCGGAGGGCUACCCCGUGCCCACCAUCGUGUGGAAACACUCCAAAGGUGCGGGCGUGCCCCAGUUCCUGCCCAUCGCCAUGAACUCCGGCUUCCGGAUCCAGCUGCUGGCCAAUGGCUCGUUGCUCAUCAAGCAUGUCUUGGAAGAGGACAGCGGCUACUACCUGUGCAAGGUCAGCAACGACGUGGGAGCCGACGUCAGCAAGUCCAUGUACCUCAACGUGAAAAUCCCAGCCAUGAUCACGUCGUAUCCCAACACAACACUGGCAACGCAGGGGCAAAAGAAGGAGAUGAGCUGCACAGCUCACGGUGAGAAGCCCAUCAUGGUCCGCUGGGAGAAGGAGGACCGCAUCAUCAACCCUGAGACAAGUCGCUACGUGAUCUCUGUCAAGGAGACAGCCGACGAAGUCAUUUCCACCCUGCAGAUUUUACCUACAGUCAGGGAAGACUCUGGGUUUUUCUCCUGCCAUGCGAUCAACACGUACGGUGAAGACCGAGGCAUCAUUCAGCUGACGGUCCAAGAACCUCCUGACCCUCCCGAGGUGGAGAUCCGGGAGGUGCGGGAUCGUAUCAUUGCCCUCCGUUGGACUAUGGGCUUUGACGGCAACAGCCCAAUCACUGGCUAUGACAUUGAGUGCAAGAACAAGUCAGCCACCUGGGAAACUGCCCAGAAGACCAAAGACGUUUCCCCGCAACUGAACCAGGCCACCAUCAUCGAUCUCCACCCAUCGUCCACCUACAACAUUCGCAUGUUUGCCAAGAACCACAUUGGCAAAAGCGAGGCCAGCAAUGAGCUCACUGUCACCACUGAUGAAGCAGCCCCCGAUGGUUCUCCACAGGAUGUCCAGCUUGAAGCCGUCACAUCGCAGAGCAUCAGAGUCACCUGGAAGGCACCCAAGAAGCACCUGCAGAACGGCGUGAUCCGCGGCUACCAGGUGGGCUACCGCGAGCACAGCAUGGCCGGCAGCCAUCAGUUCAACGUGGUCACCACAGAGACGACGGGAGACGGCGAGACGCUUCUGCUGGAUGGCCUAAGGAAGUUCACCCGCUAUGGAGUGGUGGUGCAGGCCGGCAACAGUGCUGGCAUGGGACCGUCAUCCCAAGAGGUGGUGGUCACCACACUGGAGGAUGUGCCCAGUCGGCCACCUGAAACCGUCCAGGCCACUGCCACAUCAGCCGAGAGCAUCUCGCUGUCCUGGCAGACGCCCGGGAAGGAUGCCCUCAAUGGCGUACUCCAAGGUUUCCGCGUCAUCUACUGGGCCAACCUGCCUGACGGAGAGCUCGGCGAAAUCUGGAACGUGACCACAAUGCAGCCGUCGCUAGAGCUGGACGGCCUGGAGAAGUACACCAACUACAGUGUGCAAGUGCUGGCCUUCACGCGCGCCGGUGACGGUGCCCGCAGCCAGCAGAUCUUCAUCCGCACCAGAGAAGAUGUCCCUGGGCCACCAGUGGGGGUAAAAGCCGCGGCUGCGGGCAGCACCGUCGUCUUCGUCUCCUGGCUGCCGCCGCUGAAGCUCAAUGGCGUCAUCAGGAAGUACACGGUGUUCUGCUCCAACCCUUACCCUAAGGUCAUGAGUGAGUUCGAAGCUUCGCCGGAUGUCUUCUUCUACCGCAUCCCAAACUUGGUCCAGAACCGACAAUACAGCAUCUGGGUGGUGGCAGCCACAGAGGCAGGUCGGGGCAAUGCCAGCACCAUCAUCACAGUGGAGCCGCUGCCCAAAGCUCCUGCCAGGAUCUUGACAUUCAGCGGCACUGUCACAACACCCUGGAUGAGGGACAUAAUCUUACCGUGCAGGGCAGUCGGGGACCCAUCCCCCACCGUCAAAUGGGUGAAGGACAGCAAUGGCAAUCCUGCCCCUGUGGUCACUGACGGAAGGCGCAGUAUCCAUAGCAACAGUAGCUUUGUCAUCCGAAUGGUGAAAGCAGAGGAUUCUGGGUACUACACCUGCAUGGCCAGCAACAGCUGGGGAUCGGAUGAAAUUGUGCUUAAUCUGCAGGUUCAAGUGCCUCCGGACCAGCCUCGUCUCACGGUAACCAAGACGACCACCACGUCCAUCACCCUCUCCUGGAUCCCUGGAGACAAUGGGGGCAGCUCUAUCAGGGGGUAUGUCCUGCAAUACUCAGAGGACAACAGCGAGCAGUGGGGCAACUUCUCCAUCAGCCCCAGCGAGCGAUUCUACCGGCUGGAAAACCUCAAGUGCGGCUCGUGGUACAAAUUCACACUUACUGCCCACAAUGGGGUGGGACCCGGCCGCAUCAGCGAGAUCAUUGAGGCCAAGACACAUGGCAAAGAGCCGCAGUAUUCCAAAGAGCAGGAGCUGUUCGCCAGCAUCAACUCUACCCGUGUCAAACUGAACCUGAUUGGCUGGAGCAAUGGUGGCUGCCCCAUCACCUCCUUUGUCCUGGAGUACCGCCCGGUGGACAGCUCCAUCUGGACGACUGCUCAGCGUGCAUCCCUGACCAAGAGCUACACCUUGUACGACCUGCAAGAGGCUACUUGGUAUGAGCUGAGAAUGAAGGUGUCCAACAGUGCCGGUUUUGCAGAGAAGACAGCCAUGUUUGCCACUCUCAGCUAUGACGGCAGUACCAUUCCACCCCUGGUGAAGACUGUGGUGGAGAGCAAGGACAGCGUGUCUGCCAAUGAGGGCCUGAAGAUGAUGGUGACCAUCCCCAGCAUCUUGGCGGGCUUGGUGCUGCUGAUCAUCCUGCUGAUGGUGCUCAGGAGGAGAAGGAGGGAGCAACGGCUGAAGAGACUGAGAGAUGCGAAAAGCUUGGCAGAGAUGCUUAUGAGUAAAAACACCAGGCCGUCAGACACCAUGAACAAGCAGCAGCAGACGCUAAGGAUGCACAUCGACAUCCCUCGCGCUCAGCUUCUCAUAGAGGAGAGAGACACCAUGGAGACCACAGAUGACCGGUCCACAGUGUUGCUUACAGAUACUGACUUUGGGGAGACCUCCAAGCCUAAGUCCACCACGGUGACUCACACAGUCCACUACCAGUCCAUCUCCCAGGCCACUGGCCCCCUAGUGGAUGUGUCUGACGCACGACCCGGAACCAACCCCACAGCUCGUCGUACCGCCAAAGCCGGCCCCGCAGCCCGGAGCCGUUACGCAAGCCAGUGGACGCUAAGCCGCCCCCCCCGGCCCUCCUCAUCCCACACUCUGAGCAGCGGCUGGAGGCUGCCCACACCCCGCGACAAAGAGAGCGAUAGCUACAGUGCUAGUCCCUCACAGGAUACAGAUCGCGCACGCAGCAGCAUGGUCUCCACGGAGAGCGCCUCGUCCACCUACGAGGAGCUGGCGCGGGCCUACGAACACGCCCGGCUGGAGGAGCAGCUGAGGCAGGGCAAGCUCACUGUCACCGAGUGCUUCGUGUCGGACACGUCGUCCGAGCAGCUCGCCGUCGGGGUGCACGAGUACACCGACAGCCUGGCCUCCAGCACGCCUUCCGAGUCCGGCAUCUGCCGCUUCACUGCCUCGCCGCCGCGGCCGCAGGACGUUGUGCGCGUCGCAAAUGUGGCCGUUCCCAAGGCGCACCGGCCUGGUGGUGAACCGGUGCACCUGCCACCCUACCUCCGCAUGGACUUCCUGCUGAGCCGGCCGGCUGCCCCGGCGUCAGGCGCCCAGGCUUGCUUGGAGCCCCUGAAAACACGGCCACUAAAACGCCCGGCCCCCCGGCAGCCCGUCCCCACCGAGGCCCCUGCCUGGCCCCCCGGCUCAGCUGCCACGUUACCGCAGAGGGAAACUCGCGAACUGGGCCAAACUGCCAAGAUCAGCACCUCCCAGGAGUCUUUGCUGGACUCGCGGGGCCACCUGAAGCCGGGCAGUAACCCCUACACCAAGUCCUACACGCUGGUAUAGCACAGCGCGCAGGCCCACACACACACACACACACACACACACACACACACACACACAGCGCACGUGUACACCACGCUCCACAACGGACUCAUUUAUUCCCUUUUAAAAGAAAGUACUUCUUUUUUCUUACUAUUAAUUUUUUUUACUGGAACAUUCAUACUUAAGAAUAUCUACUGCCAGUAUAAUUUAGCAACAAUAUGCGCAUGGAGAGGAAGAUUAUGAUGAUGAUGGUGGUGGAUAUUGUUAUUUAAAAAAAAAAAAAAACUAUCUUUACCAUACAGUCUGCCAUUUUUUAUUAUCUGUGCAUUCCUUCCUUUAUAUUUAUUUGUAUAUUUUAUUAGGCUACACAGUUAUUUAAUGAUUGGUCAGCUGUCAGAUUUAUUUGAGAAGGGGAGAAAAACCCCUUUCAGAUGUCCCUGGCCAUCCAUACGUCUCAGAUGACCUUUUCAAAUGAAAUUUUAACGAAUGCAUGAGAACGAAGAAACAGGCUAUGAUGAUGAAGAUGCUGAUAACCAUAUGAUGACGAUGACGAAGAUGUCGAUGAAGAUACGACGAUGAUAAAAGUGUGGUGGUGAUGAGGAUGAUGAAGAUGGCGGCGAUUGUGAUAAGGAUGAGGGUGAUGAGCAUGUCUGGAAUGAUGUUGGUGUCGAUGAAGAUGGCGAUUAUGAAGAUGAUAAUGUCUACUUUUAAUGAUAAUGAGAUUGUGCUGACCGAUAAUGAGGGUGACGAUUAUGUUGGUGACAGUAAUUGUGAUGAUGAAGAUGACCAAUAUAAUAAUAAUUAUAAUAUUAAUGGCUGGAAGUCCAGCUGAAAUGUUUUGUCAGAAUAUGAAAUGUUACCAUGUGAAGAUUUAUUGUAUCUAUAAAAGCUAAAAUUUAAUUUGUGGAUAUUACAGGGAAAUGGAUUUGGCUAAUAAAAUCUUUAGUCAUGUUUGCACAAA
This is a messenger RNA of Brienomyrus brachyistius, 8218 nucleotides long. Its product is annotated as Down syndrome cell adhesion molecule homolog. Gene Ontology annotation, cellular component: plasma membrane; axon. The record is from RefSeq and is a predicted model, not a curated record. Lineage: Eukaryota; Metazoa; Chordata; Actinopteri; Osteoglossiformes; Mormyridae. Gene Ontology annotation, molecular function: cell-cell adhesion mediator activity. Gene Ontology annotation, biological process: homophilic cell-cell adhesion; axon guidance; dendrite self-avoidance.